Messenger RNA from Petromyzon marinus (sea lamprey), 2486 nucleotides. RefSeq names its product alpha-aminoadipic semialdehyde synthase, mitochondrial-like. Gene Ontology annotation, molecular function: saccharopine dehydrogenase activity. The record is from RefSeq and is a predicted model, not a curated record. NCBI's taxonomy places the organism in Eukaryota, Metazoa, Chordata, Hyperoartia, Petromyzontiformes, Petromyzontidae. Gene Ontology annotation, cellular component: cytoplasm.
AGUAUACACGGGGGGAAUGCAACGAGGGCAGAGUUCAUGGAGGGUUCCAUCUGGGCGGAGCAAGGUCACGCCAAGGUCACGCCGGGAGCCCUAACAGGGCAGAGCAAUCCUGAGCGGGAGCACGGGGCAGCUGCUGUAAGUGGGUCCCCUCGCCGUGCUGUUGUUUCGCCACCAUCGUCCCCGCCGUCUUCACCAUCGCUGGACAUUGCGAGCUUGACAGCCUGCCAACUGUUGACUUAAAACUUUCGUGACUGCAGGAAAUCAUAUGCUAUGGUUCUUGCGGUAAAGUCACGACCGCUUGUGUUGCGAUCGAAACGUCGUGAUAGUUUUAAUAAAUAAAAAAUAUAUCGACGUGACUUUACCGAAAUAACCAUAGAAUAAGCCUGCCAACUGUUCUAGCUGGAUAGUGCCGCCGACGAUAGACGGUUGUGUGUAAAAUAGACAGUGUACACACACAUAGGGUGCGUAUAGUCACCAUUGUGUCUUCUAACUGCGUCACUACACAUUUAUAAAUCACCUCGCCUACCCCUGGGACAUUGCCAGGUGUACACGACAUCACUCCAAGAAACCGGAGCGAAACACAAGGGAACGUGCGACCAAGGAAUAGAACGGCCAAGCAUUGUCACCGAGUACGUACGUAGACCGCCUUUUGCACCAUACGUAGCCUGCCGUGAGGCUCAGAGGUGCGGGCCAAGAGUCCCAAGAGGUGGCGACAACCCCCUGACGCGGUGCCACUGCGGUCAAGCUACUUGGUGACCAGCACCACGCCGAUGUUUACCACACCGCAACAGUUGUGAACUACAAGGGCAGCAGCAUGGCGUCCAGGAAGCGUGUUCUUGUGCUGGGUUCGGGUUACAUCGCCGGGCCCGUGCUGGACUACCUGAGCCGGGACGGGGCCACCGUCGUCACCAUAGCAUCAGUCCCAGCCUGGCAGGUGACAGAGAAGGCCAAGCGAUACCAGAACAUCUUAGCCGUUGUCAUUGACGUCUCCAAGGAGCAGAAGGAGCUCUCAAGUCUCGUCAAAGCACAUGACCUUGUUAUAAGCCUCUUGCCCUACGGAAUGCAUCCCAUGGUGGCACGACACUGCAUCAGCCACUCUGUCGACUUGGUGACGCCCAGUUACACUUCCCCUGCCAUGAUGGAGCUGGAUGAAAGUGCCCGCAACGCCGGCAUCACAGUCCUCAACGAGAUGGGGCUGGACCCUGGCAUCGACCACAUGCUCGCCAUGAGGAGCUUUGACAAGGCCAGGGAGCUGGGUGGACAGGUGGAGUCGUACGUCUUAUUCUGUGGGGGCCUCCCGGCGCCCGAGUGCUGUGACAACCCUCUCCGCUACAAGUUUAGUUGGAGCCCUCGCGGGGUGCUCACCAACACCAUGGGGGCUGCUCGCUUCCUACGUGGCGGACAGGUGGUGGAGAUUCCGGCUGGGGGAGCCUUGCUGGAUGCGGUGGAGCCAAUCGACUUCAUGCCCGGCUUAAGCCUCGAGGGGCUGCCCAACAGGGACAGCCUGAGCUACAUCAAGGACUAUGGGGUGCACGGCACUACCACGUUCUUCCGAGGCACCCUCCGCUACAAGGGCUUCUGCAAAGUGGCCAAGGCAUUGGUGCAGAUGGGGCUCAUGAACUCGGAGCCACACCCGGCCCUGCAGUUGGGGGGCGCUACUCUCACAUGGCGGGAGUUGGUGUGCUCGGUGCUGGGAGUGGAUGCGUCCGUGGGGAAGGAGGAGCUGCAGAAAGCCGUGCUGCACCGGCUCAAGGGGAACGAGGACAGCCUGCCUGCCCUGCAGCAGCUGGGAUUGCUGGGCGAGGAGCCCGUGGGAGAGGCACCCAGCCUGGUGGAUGCCCUGGCCGGGCAUCUUGAGAGGAACCUUUCCUUUGGUCCAGACGAGCGUGACCUGGUCAUCUUGAGGAACGAGGUGGUCGUGCGCCUGCCCACUGGCGUGCGGGAGAAGACGGUGGUGAACCUGGUGUCCUACGGAGACCGCGGCGGCUACUCGGCCAUGGCCAAGACCGUGGGCUACCCUUGCGCUAUCGCUGCCAAGAUGGUGCUCAGUGGGGAGAUCUGUGAGAAGGGCAUGGUAAUGCCCCUUCACUCGCACAUCUACCAGCCGCUGCUGGAGAAGAUCCGUGUGGAGGGCAUCACCUACACCGAGAAGACCACCGUCCAGUAGCCGUGGGCCUCUCAGCUAAGCUAGUGCCGCUCGUUGGUGUCUAAUGUUGCACAUUCACGUUAUUUUGCUCGGUGACUUAAUCAUAAUAUCGGCCUUUAUUGGUUAGAUCGCGUAAAUAUAAAUGUGUUGUUGACCCACCACCAUCCCCGACACAGCCAAUUAGUAAGGUUUGUCACAUACACGAAACAUUCCAUUUAGUUACUAUUUCAGUACACCGGUUGUGUGUUGGAGAGUAAACACGCAGCAUAUUUACGCAAUCUAGCUAAAAAACCUUAAUAAUGAAUAUUGGUCGCAAAAGCCUGCAUGUUAAACUCUCUCA